UUGAGCUCUGCCUGGAAGCCCGACCCACUCCCUGACUGCGUAUCUUUGCCCGAGGAGGAGGAAGACGAGGAGGAGGAGGAGGAGGAGGAGGAGGAGGCGCGCACCGCUUUUGUUACCUGUAUUAGACUACCUGGCUGUUGCAAUCAGAGCGGUGGCCAUUCGCUCAAUGUCAUCAUGAUCAUCCUCUCGUCGCGCAGCGUACUGCUGUCAGUGUACUACCCGCAGAUCUUCCUCAUCCUGACGAGCGGCAGCUACCUGGCCCUGUCCUCGGUGGUGGCUCUCGGUGCCAACAUCAUCUGCAACAAGAUUCCAGGGCUGGCACCUCGCCAGCGGGCCAUCUGCCAGAGCCGCCCGGACGCCAUCAUUGUUGUGGGCGAAGGCGCCCAGAUGGGCAUCAAUGAGUGUCAAUACCAGUUCCGAUAUGGACGCUGGAACUGUUCGGCGCUGGGGGAGAGGACAGUCUUCGGUCAGGAGCUGCGAGUAGGCAGCCGGGAAGCGGCUUUCACCUAUGCCAUCACGGCAGCGGGGGUGGCCCACGCCAUCACGGCGGCGUGCAGCCAGGGCAACCUGAGCCAGUGCGGCUGCGACCGGGAGAAGCAGGGCUAUUACAAUCAAGAGGAAGGCUGGAAAUGGGGCGGCUGCUCGGCGGACAUCAAGUACGGCAUCGAGUUCUCUCGCCGCUUCGUAGACGCCCGUGAAAUUAAAAAGACUCCCCGACGCCUGAUGAACUUACAUAACAACGAGGCGGGCAGAAAGGUUCUGGAAGAGAGGAUGAAGCUGGAGUGCAAGUGCCACGGCGUGUCGGGCUCCUGCACCACCAAGACCUGCUGGACCACCCUCCCCAAGUUCCGCGAGAUCGGCUACGUGCUCAAGGACAAGUACAACGAGGCGGUGCACGUGGAGGUGGUGCGCGCCUCCCGCCUGCGGCAGCCCACCCACCUCAAGGUGAAGCAGACUCAGGGCUACCGCAAGCCCAUGGAGACGGACCUCGUCUUCAUCGAGCGGUCGCCCAACUACUGCGAGGAGGACGCGGCCACGGGGAGCGUGGGCACCCAGGGACGCCUGUGCAACCGCACCUCGCCGCACACGGACGGCUGCGACCUGAUGUGCUGCGGGCGGGGCUACAACACGCACCAGUACACCAAAGUGUGGCAGUGCAACUGUAAGUUCCAGUGGUGCUGCUUCGUCAAGUGCAACACGUGCAGCGAGCGGACGGAGGUGUUCACCUGCAAAUAG
Messenger RNA from Menidia menidia (Atlantic silverside), 1236 nucleotides. NCBI's taxonomy places the organism in Eukaryota, Metazoa, Chordata, Actinopteri, Atheriniformes, Atherinopsidae. The record is from the annotation of a GenBank genome assembly.